Vitrella brassicaformis is the source of this 1655-nucleotide messenger RNA. The record is from the annotation of a GenBank genome assembly. NCBI's taxonomy places the organism in Eukaryota, Vitrellaceae.
CUAGCCUGACUCGCGGCGGCAGCGUCUUCUUCUCGUUUGUCUGUCACCGCCUUGAGCCGACACUGUUCUGUUGAGAUCGAUGACGAGCCCGAAAUCGGUAAUCUUGAUGUCUUCUCCCUUGGUCACCUGCACAAUAAAGAAAUGGGUGCGAAUGGACGUUGCAGUCUUGCAACUUACAAGUAUGUUGCCGGGCUUCAAGUCACGAUGUACUAUAUUCUUGUCGUGAAAUGACUGCACGCCCUCACAAAUCUAUCCGACGACAGAUGAACGGGUGCUCUGAUUCAGCCCUCUGUGCCCGUAUUAGCUACUUACCUGUUUCGCAAACUUGUCGCGGAGAUUGGCCGGCAGAGGACCCUUCGUCCUCUCGAGAAACGACUGCAGUGAGCCACCCUCGCACAACUCUGAGACACACGAAAGCAACCACCAGGCAAGAAAAGUCAGAGGGUAACGAGCACAUGGACAACCCACCCACCUGAUAUGAUCAUGGGUCCGUAAGUUUCGUGAGAGCAGAUGCCCAGAAAGGUGAUGACAUAGGGGUGCCUGAUAUGCAACAUCGGCUCCACCUCCUUCAAGACGUCGUCAUAGAGAACCUGUAUGAAAACAUGUCGUAUCUAUUCGUUGGUCCGUGGAUCGAGCUGCCGUGCCGACGUGGAUGGGUAUGAUUUUCCUGUCCUCCUCAUUGACGACCUUGAUAGCCACCGGCUGACCUUUCCACAGCCCCUUGUAAACCGUGCCAAAGCCUCCGGCUCCUUGACAGACGCACACAUUCAAUUGACCAGAUGUGGGCAUGCGAUGGCCUCUGGCUCACCGAGUCUGUCUGCCUCGCUGAAUCUGAUGUUUUGCCGAUCGAUGCGCAGGCGGAGAGCCGCCGCCAUGACGGACUGCUUAUCGCCCUUUUUCGUCGUCUACGAACACAAAGCCAAAGCAAGUGGGUCGUGUGUGAUGAGCAGGUGCCCUCUCACGUAUUUCAUCGGCGGUGCCGGUGCCUGUCCUGAUGCAUUCUGGCCAGAUGGCACUGCAACGCACACAGCAUUGGAUGCAAUGAUGUGCCAGAUCAGCAUGUGAAGACAGACAGACCUGUUUGCUGCUUGUAUUUUUCCAUGAUCUCUCUGAUUUUCGGCUUCCCAGCCGCCAAAUCCCACGGCGUUUUUCCCUGCCAAAUUCAAAUGCGUCACUGAAUCAUUCGACCAUUCACAAGUCUGUGUGCACUUGUUUCGUCGUUCUUGAUGUCGAGGAGAUUGACCCCGGCCUCAACGCCCCACUCCAAGCUGCAUUUGGGCACAGAGGGUGAGGAGAGAGAGACUACAUAAUGGUUGGUUUGGGUUGUUCAUUAGUGCCGCUUACAGCUGAGCCACCGAAUCGCGUCCGCUGUUCUUGACAGCCUCGUGCAGCACUGUCUCUCCGACCUGUGUGUGUGAUGCUCAGAGCAGGGCCGUCAAGGAAGGACUGCGAGAAGGGAAUCUGCUUCUCACCUCGGUCUGGUGUGUGAGGAUGUUCUGCUUGUCGUGCCCUUUGGCAUACAUGGCUUUCAGCACAUCAACCCAAUAAUUCGCAGCAAUAAACGGCGUCUGACCAGUGUAGAUCUAUCGGUUGACGUGCUUUACAACCGCUCACACGUCCAUUCAGUCAAAUCAAGCUGCACGCAAAGGUCUGUG